This is a messenger RNA of Alternaria incomplexa, 645 nucleotides long. RefSeq lists its product as uncharacterized. Bases 1 to 645 code for a protein of 214 amino acids. Gene Ontology annotation, molecular function: acyltransferase activity, transferring groups other than amino-acyl groups. NCBI's taxonomy places the organism in Eukaryota, Fungi, Ascomycota, Dothideomycetes, Pleosporales, Pleosporaceae. The record is from RefSeq and is a predicted model, not a curated record. The transcript has a single exon.
AUGUCACCAUACGACUUCCACAUCUCAACUCCCCGCCUCUACCUCUCCUACCUCGAUCCGUCCUCUGACGAACACUGCGAUUUCACUCUUGCACUUUACCAUGGCGCUCCGUCUGUCCGUCGGUACCCUAGCGUAACUAAAGACGUACCAGAUCGCGAAGCAGCGCGGAAGAUCGCCGCUUCUGGAGAUGAGAAGCUUCGUGCGACGGGCUAUGGGCGGUACAUCAUCAGCUUGAAACCAGAGUCACACGAAGGAGACGAUGAGACCGGAGUUCCAUUCUCACAGAGAAAAUUAGAACACAUUGGGAUCGUGAGCAUGCAACUGGGACGUGUUGCAGGCGAGCAAGCACCCACCAUGCCGGACGUCGGCUUCAACAUGUUGGAGCGGUAUCAUGGGAAGGGAUACGCGACGGAAGCUACACAGGGGUUGAUCAAGUACUUUCGCGAGGAGAAAGGUGCGAAAGAGAUUGCGGGUUUGACCGACGACACAAACGAAGAGGCGAAGAGGCUCUUCCGCAGACUGGGGUUCACGAAUCAUGGAGUCAGGACAGUACGUGGUAUUCGGUGGUCGGGUGAAGUGCUUGACGUGGAUCUCUGGACCUUGGGACUUGAGGAUGGGAAGAAACUGGAGGACUUUGGAUUCUGA